AUGGUACUGGUAAAAAUAUAUCAAACGGAACAUCGAUCCUUACUUUCUUCGUUAUAGUCCAAGUUUUGACACUGCCUAAAAAUAUCGCGUAACCCACUUUGUUUCAGCAAGAUUUUACGAAAAAUCGUUGAUCGUUCGUUUGAGCUGUCGUUACUUUCUCCAAAAGUACUAAAUAAGAUUUCCAAAAAUUCCUUUUGCUUUGUAUUCCACUUUCUCGUGUUUAAUCGAGGAAAGAAAUUUCAUUGCGAAAGGUUAAUAGAACAAUAGAUACACUUUGAUUCGAAAUUUAGGUUCGACUAAAUGAUCGAGAAGAGAGGGAACAGCGAUUCGAUUCGCAGUUAAUAACCAGGUGGAGAGGUUUGCCGUUUCUGGAAAGGCUAGCCACUGUUUUUACGCGACGCAUACGAAUGAUUUUCUCUCCGUAUGCAAAUCACCCGCCGCGUAUUAUGCCCGCAUGCAAAUGCCUCUCAUUUGCAAUUGCAAUUAUCGAACGAUAUGUAGGGCACACCGUGAUAAUAAAGACACUCCGGGAAGGGGAGAUCACUUGGAAAUUGCGUUCCGCCGUGAGGCCGCCACCAAAAUUGCAGGGACCGCGUGAUUGUGCUCCAUCGAAACUCCAAUUAAACACCAGAGAACCUUUGUCGUACGCUUUUAGCACAAGAAGCCUACCAACGACUAAAGCAUAA
Heterotrigona itama is the source of this 686-nucleotide messenger RNA. Lineage: Eukaryota; Metazoa; Arthropoda; Insecta; Hymenoptera; Apidae. The record is from the annotation of a GenBank genome assembly.